This is a messenger RNA of Alternaria arbusti, 411 nucleotides long. RefSeq lists its product as uncharacterized. The record is from RefSeq and is a predicted model, not a curated record. The transcript is spliced from 2 exons. Lineage: Eukaryota; Fungi; Ascomycota; Dothideomycetes; Pleosporales; Pleosporaceae. The coding region runs from base 1 to 411 and encodes 136 amino acids.
AUGCGGCUUGUUGAGGACAGCGAUAUCAUAUUAAUUGAGCCGAUGGACGAAACGGCUGCACACGCUCUGCUGCAUAAGAAGCUGAGAGACAAGGCUAAGCAGAGCGAAAGCAACAGCGACAGCAACAACGACGUUGCCGAGCUGGCAGCAGCGCCCGAUCACAUGCCGUUCGCUCUCGUGCAGACACCGGCAUAUUUUCUGACGAGCUUCUUCGACCGGCAGGGCAUACCUGAAGCUCUGUUGCGCAGUCCGAGCCGCACAGCGGGAAAUGACAACUUUAAGGAUAUUCUUACGGCGCGAGACUACUCCCUCGUCACGGUAACAGAGGAUGCACACACAUUUGGGAUGCACAACCUGGUGCAGCAAGUGACGCGCAAGUGGCUUGAAAGCCAGAAGCAGUUCAAUAAGUAG